AUGAUUAUCAGAGUCGAUAAAUGUAGUACCUUUGGCAUCAAGAAAGCCAUCACAAAAUCAGUCCAAUAUUUGUCGAAACUCCUCGUCAACAGUAAUCUGAUACCGACAAUAAAGAGUGGAGAAGCAUUUCAAUAUUUAGGACGUUACUUUGAUUUUAACAUGUCGAAUAAUAACCAUAAGACUGAACUAACCACUCUCGUUAAUGAACUAAUGACUGAUAUUGACUCGAAGCCACUCCACCCAAGAAAUAAGCUUCUCGUAUACAGUCGUUAUGUCUUAUCCAAAAUAUCGUGGCAUUUCACCAUCGCAACACUUUCUAAAACAUGGGUUAUUGAAAAUAUUGAUCCCGUAGUCAACCAGUACAUCCGUAAAUGGCUUGAAAUUCCAAUCUCAGGAACACUAAGUACUGUUUUUCUAACUCGCAACAAAUUUGGUCAAAGUAUUUAUCCUCCAUCGGUGAAAUUUAUCCAAUGCCAAACAGUUCUUCGAAAAGCUUUAAAACUUUCUCCAAAUCAAUCAAUCAACGAACUGUGGAAAUCUACUAAUACUCAUACUAAUAUCCAAUACGACUUUUAUAACUCAACCAAAGAAGUGCUUAAAAACUUUCGGUCUGAACAUGAAGAUAAACUCCAAAAUCAAUUAACUUGUCAGGGAUCCUUUUUCUCUAGUGUAACAAAGUUCUCCUUGUCGCAUCUUAACAAAGUGUGGUCUACUGCUCAAUCAAAACUUCCGAAAAACAUUUAUAACUUUACCAUACGCUAUAUCAAUAACUCUCUUCCGACACGCAAGAACCUUAGCAGAUGGGGAUUGUCUUCAAGUUCAGAAUGCUCCUUUUGUCUUGGCCCAGAAUCAUUAUUGCACGUGGUCGCUGGAUGUCAGUGUUAUCUCGAUCGAUUUACGUGGAGACACAAUUCAAUCUUGAACUUCCUUGCCAAUACCUUGCAAACUGUGAACGGUUCUGCCCUCUACGCUGAUGUGCCUGGAUUCAAAAGUCCUUCAAUAAUAACUGGUGAUGCUUAUCGCCCGGAUUUGUUGCUAUCGUUAUCAAAUGGCUCUCUUUAUGUGGUCGAGCUCACUGUUGGCUAUGAGACAAACCUCGAGAACAACGUUAAUAGGAAAAAAGCCAAAUAUAAAGAACUAGUAAAACAACUAGACGAAAAUUUUAACGAAGUAAACUUUAUAAAUCUUUCUAUGAGCUCCCUAGGUAUUUUUGCGCAAGAAUGCUCUACAUUCUUAGAAAUGUUAGGAAAUGUUGGUCUGGACAAAAACUACCAAACGUACUGUGUUAAGAAAAUGAUGACUAUUGCCAUUCGAAGUACAUACUAUAUUUUUUGCUGCCGAAAUAAGGAAUGGGAAAGUCCGGACUUGUUAACUAUUUGA
Paramuricea clavata is the source of this 1380-nucleotide messenger RNA. Lineage: Eukaryota; Metazoa; Cnidaria; Anthozoa; Malacalcyonacea; Plexauridae. The record is from the annotation of a GenBank genome assembly.